AAUAACAAAAAAAAAAUAUCGUCAACGUCACUCGAAUCCGUAUCGGCACGGAACAGUUUGCCACUAAAUAUAAUUUUAUUUAUUAGCCUUUCCUAAAAAAAAAUCCAGCUCAAUUUCCAACUCUACCAACGAUGGCGACGCUAAAAGAUCGUCAAAUUAAUGCUAUCAAGCAGAUGCUAAAUCUCAAUCAACCCAUCACGAAAGCGAUAUCGGCCGAACCCGUCUGGAAGCUGCUGAUAUACGAUCGUGUCGGGCAGGACAUUAUUUCCCCGCUCAUAUCGAUUCGCGAGCUCCGGGAAAUGGGCAUUACGCUGCACAUCCAGCUACAUUCCGACCGUGAUUCCAUACCGGACGUACCGGCGAUAUACUUCUGUGCGGCGACGGAAGAAAACCUGGGCCGCAUCGCGCAAGACUUCCAGAACGGGCUGUACGACGUGUACCAUCUGAACUUUAUCGCGCCCAUCUCCCGGCAGAGGCUGGAGGAUCUGGCCGCGGCCGCACUGCAGGCGGGAUGCGUAGCGAACAUUCACAAGGUGUACGACCAGUACCUGAACUUCAUCACCCUGGAGGACGAUAUGUUUGUGCUGAAGCACCAGAACAGCGAUGCUCUUUCGUAUUACGCUAUUAAUCGUGCCAACACGGAAGACGUCGAGAUGGAAAACAUUAUGGACAGCAUUGUGGACAGCCUGUUCGCGGUGUUCGUAACGCUCGGCACGGUGCCCAUCAUACGCUGCCCGAAGAACAGUGCCGCCGAAAUGGUCGCCCGCAAGCUGGAAAAGAAGCUGCGCGAAAAUCUGUGGGACGCGCGCAACAAUCUAUUCCACAUGGACGCGACGCAGACGGGCGCGUUCAGCUUUCAGCGCCCGCUGUUGGUGCUGCUAGAUCGUACGAUCGAUAUGGCGACACCGCUGCACCACACCUGGACGUACCAGGCGCUGGCGCACGACGUGCUCGAGCUCGCCCUGAACCGGGUCGUGGUGGAGGAAGAUCCGUCGGCCGACCAGCAGCAGCAGUACGGGGCGACCGGGGCCAAGCCAAAGAUGAAGGCGUGCGAUCUGGAUUCGCGCGACCGGUUCUGGUGUACGCACAAGGGCAGCCCCUUCCCGACCGUUGCCGAAGCGAUACAGGAGGAGCUGGAGCAGUACCGGUCGUCGGAGGAGGAAAUCAAGAAGCUCAAAACGACCAUGGGCAUCGAUGGCGAGUCGGACGCCGCCUUCUCGAUGGUGAACGACAACACGGCCAAGCUGACGAGCGCCGUCAACUCGCUGCCGCAGCUGCUGGAGAAGAAGCGGCUGAUCGACAUGCACACCAAGAUAGCGACCUCCAUCCUGAACUACAUCAAGUCUCGGCGGUUGGAUUCGUUCUUUGAGCUGGAGGAAAAAAUCAUGUCCAAGCAGGCACUGGACCGGGCGCUCAGUGAGGUGCUGAAGGAUCCGGAGUUUGGGCUGCCCGAGGACAAGAUGCGACUGUUUAUCAUCUACUACAUCUGCAGCAACGUGUCGGACGGGGAGUUUAAGCGGAUCGAGGAGACGCUGCGGGAGUGCGGGUGUGAUCUGUCCCCGCUGCCGUACAUCCAGCGGUGGAAGAGCAUCAUGAAGAGCACGCUUACCAACUCGAACCAGUACGAGGGCAGUGGCACGAAGACGGUGUCCAUGUUCUCGAAGCUUGUAUCGCAGGGGUCGUCGUUCGUGAUGGAAGGCGUGAAGAACUUGGUGGUGAAAAGACAUAAUCUUCCCGUAACCAAAAUCACCGAACAGCUGAUGGAAUGCCGGUCCGGUGGCGGGUCGGAGGUGGACGACUAUCUCUACCUCGACCCGAAGCUGCUCAAGGGCAGUGAUGUGGUGCCGAAAAAUCGGGCCCCCUUCCAGGACGCCAUCGUGUUUGUGGUCGGCGGCGGUAACUACAUCGAGUACCAGAAUUUGGUGGACUUUAUCAAAUCGAAGCAGAGCACCAACAGCAUCCGGCGCAUCAUUUACGGUGCCUCGACGCUAACGAAUGCGAAACAGUUUUUAAAACAGCUGUCACUGCUCGGGCAGGAAAUCGGUGGCGUAUAGAGCAAAUCGGAUCCGGUGCGCCGGGAAGGCAUUGCACGUUGCUUUGGCGUUGUGCGGCGGCUGGCGGUAGGAAAUGAUCGGUGUGAGCUUAGCUAGACGAGGGUGGGGAACGAUGAUCGCGAGGGUCGUUAACGCAAUGGACUAGGAUUAUUAACGGGGUUAAGUGGGAGGGGGAGCUAUGUUUCCUAGUUAGGGCUCUAUGUUUCUGCAGAUGAUUACAAUCCGUUGCUGUUUCGUUAGCUUUCGAAGCGUUUAUAUUGGGUAGUAUCGCAUUUACGUUAGCCAGCGGGCAAAAGGGACAGUACCAACCCGAUUAUGUUUUAUUCGGAUAACUUUUGCCUAGUAUUGAUAAAUAUAUAAAAUAAAAAGGAAAAAUUGUCGACGCUGAGACAUUAUUGCCCGGCGUGGAUGCUAAUUUCA
Anopheles coluzzii is the source of this 2474-nucleotide messenger RNA. RefSeq names its product protein sly1 homolog (gene Slh). The transcript is spliced from 6 exons. The record is from RefSeq and is a predicted model, not a curated record. Bases 132 to 2054 code for a protein of 640 amino acids. Lineage: Eukaryota; Metazoa; Arthropoda; Insecta; Diptera; Culicidae. Gene Ontology annotation, molecular function: syntaxin binding. Gene Ontology annotation, cellular component: Golgi membrane; cytosol. Gene Ontology annotation, biological process: endoplasmic reticulum to Golgi vesicle-mediated transport; intracellular protein transport.